UUUUAAUCUAUAAAAUUUCGAAAUUUUUUCAAAAUCUUCGAAAUUUAAAAUAUUAUUAAUUUUUAAAUAUAUUCUUUAAUCUUUAAAUAAUUUAAAUAUAUUUUCUAUUUUUUAAAAAAUUUCGAAAUUUUAAUAUAUAAAAUUUCGAAUUUUUUUAAAAGUUUCGAAAUUUAAUAUAUUAUUUUUUUUAUAUCAAAAAAUAUAUAUAUUAAAAUGUCGAGAGAGUCCGGUAGAAGGUCCGUGGAUAUGGGCGUCGUGAACCAAAGUUCGAGGAAAGGCAAAGCUAAAGCCACCUCUGACGGUUCGACCUCACGCGUUUCUCGAGGAAGACACUCCGUCUCUUCCUUUCCUACUAUCCCCGAUCACUUAAUCGGGGACGCUAUGACGGAUGAAGAAUUCGACCAUAUUUAUUCUGGUAGAGGGGACGCAAAUCUCCCCACUCUUGAUAGUGUAUUCGAAGAUCUUGAUGAAGCAAAUCUGGAUAAUCUGGACGGGGACGAGGAGCCUACACCGCAGAGCAACGACGUCGACGUGGAGGCAGCGACGAACAAAAUAAGCAAAAAAUGGCCGAAAUGAUUUGUGAAGAAAAUUUUCCAUACAUGUUUUCUGAAAAACUUGGAUUUAUUGAUUAUUGUCAACAGGCAUUAAACCCUCAAGCACGAGGUUUUUCAAGAAAAACAAUUAAACGAGAAAUUAUUCGUCAGUAUAAAACUGGAAAAAUAAAUUUGGCAAAUUUUUUUCUCAAUUUUAAUUCUCGUGUUGCUAUUUGUUCUGAUA
Messenger RNA from Cuscuta campestris, 777 nucleotides. The record is from the annotation of a GenBank genome assembly. Lineage: Eukaryota; Viridiplantae; Streptophyta; Magnoliopsida; Solanales; Convolvulaceae.